CGCAAACGGCGCGGUGAGAGAACGAAGGGAAAUCGAAGGAGCUAAAAAGUGUUCCUUUAGUCCGUCUGUGGGACACCGAAUGAUAAUGUGUGUGGUAUCGUGUUAUACUACAGGUACAGGCAUGCGAGUUUAAAUAAUUGUAAUGUUGUGGAUUUGGAAUGGCUUCUUUCAGUAAGCGCAAGAGGAAAUCUUUAGAAGCAGCAUGCUCCUUUUUCCCCGAUGACACAGAAGCUGCAUUCAGAAAAGCAAGAAAUGAGUCACAAGAUACCCAUUCAGCCCCGUCAAAGAUUUGGCAAAAAUGUGGAGAUGGAUUUCAAGAAUUAUCAAUGGCAACGCAUGAAGGCUUAUCUGUUAAAAAGUUGGGCACAGUGAGGCAGCUGCUUCCUUCUAAAGCAAAAUUAAAAUGUCAAGAGAAUCAAAUGGAGUCUGACUUUUCAUGGAGUUCCAGUGAAAGUGAUAGUUGUGAUGGAGAGCCCAGUAGUGCACUUCUGAAACCUCAAACUGACACCAUGUUUACAACUCGGAAUAAAGCUAUUGUUAAUUCAUAUAGCAAAUACCUGCAUAUGAUGAGUAAUUUGAGGAGAGACUGCAACUAUAGUGAUGAUGAGUUCCAUGUUAUUGAAUGGGAUAAUGAAAGUGACCAAGGGAAUGAGAAAUUUCAAAAUUGUGACAGUAUGGCAGAGAUUUCUGAUACAGAUUCUGUCUUGGAGAGCCCUGUAGCUCAGAAUGAGAAACACCUUCCUUGUGAUACUGCAGAGGUUAACACUGAUGCUGAAAUUUCAGAGUAUUCUUCAGACGGUGAUGCCACCCUCAUCAGUUCCCCUGAAAAUAACUCAGAAAUGACAGUGAUUCAAAGACGGAAUGUGAAUAUGUCUGCAAGUGACUGGAUAAAAUCAGCCCAGGCACUUCUACAGACACCUAAGAAACAAGGAGAAAUUGUAUACAAAACCCCAGAAGACUCUGCAAAAAAGAAAAAAAGAUUUGUAAGGGGUGGCCUGGCUGAACGACUAAAUCGACUUCAGUGCAGAGAGAGAUCAGCUAUAUCCUUCUGGAGACAUCAGUACUUUUCAGAUCGUAAAGAUUGCUCAGCAGGACAACAUGGAGUUCUAAGCCUGAAAGUACUGAAGAUCUACGAAGAGUGUUCCAUGCAGAUUGCUUUUUGCCAACUGCUGGAGAAACUUAGUGUUGAUAACUCAUUACUGCAGGAAGUUGAAUUUAAGGUCCUAUUCACCAAGGCCACAGCAUCUCUCUUGAAAAUCAGAGCUGGAGACCAUGUUCACAUUCAUCCUCCCUGGAAGAAGAUAAAAAUCCCAGGUGAAACAUGUCCAGUGAUCAUAAACACAUAUUUCAGUCAAAAAGUGCUUCAAGAAGAAAAGGAAACAGCUGUGCCAACACAGAAGUUGGCGACAGAGAAGAAACCUCCACCUCCUUUAUUGCUUGCUUUCAACCUGAUGGAAAACAAGGGAUAUUUGUUUAGUACUUCAGAGUACCAGGUUCCAUCUUCAGUUACUGGAUCACAUUUAAUGCUGCCUGUCUCACAGAAGAUUGGUCCUGUGUGUGACUCCCUGCUGGAAGCAAUUGAGAGCUAUGCUGUAACAGGUUCUUCCACCUUUGAUGUAAAAGCAGUGGUACAAAGAGUGUACAUUCUUCGCCAAAAACAGUGUCCUUACCAGAAACUAAGCAAACAUUCCUCCAUAUCAAAAGCACAAGCAUCAAGCCAAGAUCAUUUCACAGACAGACUCUGUGUCCUUGUGCAAGAUGUGUAUGGGAUUUUCUCUGAGGUGCAACUUCCCUUCUCCUACUUUACCAAAGGAAGCCUUCUGUACUACUGCAGUAAAUGGGAGGGAAAAUUAUGUAUCUUGAAUGACAUCAAAGUCCUGCAAAGAACAACACGGGCAAGGUCUGCUGGGUUGUUUAUUCUGAUUGAUAGCUUGUGGCCUCCAUUGGUACCCCUUAAAGUUCAUGGAAACAGUCCAUAUCCUCAAGAUGCGAGCAUGACUUCUUCACAGUACUUAUAUAAGGAUAAUACAAUCCUCUCAGCCCCCUGUUUCUGCUAUAUACUUUCUACAUGCAGAGUGGAUGAUGCUGUGAAAGUGUUAAAGGACACAGUCUCAGAUUUGUAUCUACCACCAGUAGUACAUCGGCUCAGAGAAAUUCUUGAGAAUGACUUUGGAAACAGAGUUUGCAGUUUCAGUGCAUUUGUUAUAUACAGUAGGUUACAGAGCCAUUACCUAGUACAGAAUGAGUCCUGGCUAUUUGUAACUGAUUCAUACUUGCAGUCUUCCAAUGAAAACAAGCAGAGAAUUCCUAGAGUGGUAGCGGUUUGUGUGACCACAUCUUGUGUGAUUGAUGCUGAGUUAACAAAAGCUCUACAGAAUUCUGCACCCUGUGAACUUCUUUUUAAGGAUGCUGUCAUAGACAAUGGAGUUAUUAUGUGUGUGGAGAGAACUGUUCUGCAGAAAGAAACUCUGCCAUCCAGUGAGGAAAUAAAGAGUCUGGAGUUGCUUUCUGGUCCGCUAUCUUUAGAUGAGCUGGGAUCGACAACAGUGGCAAACUCAAUUUGUACUGUGAAAGGAACCAUUAGUGGUGUAGAUGAAAAUUCUGCUUAUUCUUGGCCAGUCUGUGACACCUGUGGAAAUGAUAAACUGGAGCAGGCCCAAAAAGAUCCAGACUUUCUUUUCUGUCUCUCAUGCAGAAGGGUUGUAACCAAACCAACAUUUAAAAUGCAUCUUGAAAUUUUCCUAAAUUGUUCCUUUGACUCGCAGGCCACUGUGAAGAUGAAGUUACAUCAAGUGACUAUUGAAAUGCUUCUGGGAUCCACUUCAAGCAAUGAGCAGGGUUAUGAAGUGGAACAAGUGCUUGGUAAAGAGUUGGGUCCACUCUGUUGUUUCGUCCACACCAUUACCAGGAAACCAUCUCUUUGGAUUGGGCUAGAAGAAAUUAACAUCUAAGUAGAAAAGUGUGCUGUGAAUCUACCAAAGUUGCUGCACUGAGAGAGGUGAACUGUGCUAUUACAAGGAGAAUGGCUUUAUUAAAGUCAUUUUCUGAUUAUGCAGUGGCUCAAGAAAGCUAGCCAUUACAUGUCCCCAACUUCACAGAGCCAGAUUGUGUCAUGAAAUAUACAUUUACAGUAAGGUAGCAUUUUUUAAAUCCUGCCUUUCUGAUCUUGUAAAUCAGAUGGGGGACUUUUUAUUACAACCUGCAAUAAUACACAAUUGUGUAGUUUACUGUGACCAUUUGGCAUAACGAGACAGAUCAUGGGAUAUGGGACAGUGAUUGAAGUGUCUACCUCAAGGUUGAAGUUCGCUUGGUUUAAGACAAUAAAAAAGAAACUCAAAUGCUGCUUUCUUGAAGAUGAUGUACCUGUAUGUUGCCUGGUCCGCUGUACUUCAAAAGGCAUGUGACUUGAACAGGACUUCUUGAUAUUUUUUACAAUGUUUAUUCACUGGCAAAGCACUCAGGGAACCUACUGUUUAUCAGAUUUGUUUCUUGAUGAAGUGUAAAACUAAUAGAAAGUGUACAGUCUGUUUUUUCCUCAAGCUGAAUUCUCCAUUCUUGUGUACAUUAAUCUAAAUAAAACCAAACAUAUUGUUGUAA
Molecule: messenger RNA, 3597 nt
Organism: Polypterus senegalus (gray bichir)
Lineage: Eukaryota; Metazoa; Chordata; Cladistia; Polypteriformes; Polypteridae
Gene: spidr
Product: scaffold protein involved in DNA repair
Exons: 20
Coding region: 159-2951 (930 amino acids)
Biological process (GO): regulation of establishment of protein localization to chromosome; double-strand break repair via homologous recombination
Cellular component (GO): nuclear chromosome; nucleoplasm
Source: RefSeq, a predicted model, not a curated record